Molecule: messenger RNA, 321 nt
Organism: Akanthomyces muscarius
Lineage: Eukaryota; Fungi; Ascomycota; Sordariomycetes; Hypocreales; Cordycipitaceae
Exons: 4
Coding region: 1-321 (106 amino acids)
Source: RefSeq, a predicted model, not a curated record
AUGUCGAGACUCAGACCAGUGACCAGGCUCUUUGCCUUGGGCCUCGCACCAGCCGCCUGUGUUGGUGCCUCCUUCGCGCUCCGUAACCCCGUCAAGUUUGACGCGCUUGAGCCGGUGCCCGUCUCCCAGAAGCUUCGACAACGCGAAGCUCCUCCCGCCAGCCGACUUUCGCCCCAGAUUAUUGAGCAGCUGUCGCGCGGAAGCAUAUUUGGCUUCGGAGCCGGCGUGAUCAUUGCCUUCUUCUCACGCACACUCGUUUUCCUCGGCGGUUUGGUGGCAGGAUCCUUACAGAUCGCUUCCCGAAUGGGCGUCGACUGCUAA